UGUUCUUGGGAAUGGCUGGGGGCUGGCAGAAUCCACAGCAUCCUCCCAGGACUCAGGGCCUGGCAUGGUUCAGGGACCCAUGGGGAACUGUGCCAAGUGGCCUCGGCGCCGGGGGCAUAAGGACCCCUGGCAGUGGCCUGGCUCCCCUCUAGGGAACUCCAGCCCCAGUCCCAGCCCCAGCCCCAGACCUGAGGAGCAGGGGGGCACCCAGGGUUAUUCUGUGCUCGGCAGCCUGGUGGGGCCAGCCUGCAUCUUCCUUCGGCCCAGCAUCGCCGCCACCCAGCUCGACCGGGAGCUGCGGCCGGAGGAGAUUGAAGAGCUGCAGGUCGCCUUCCAGGAGUUUGACCGAGAUCGGGAUGGCUACAUUGGAUAUCGGGAGCUGGGGGCCUGCAUGCGGACUCUGGGCUACAUGCCCACUGAGAUGGAGCUCAUCGAGAUCUCACAGCAAAUCAGUGGUGGGAAGGUGGACUUUGAAGAUUUUGUGGAGCUAAUGGGUCCCAAGCUGCUGGCAGAGACGGCAGACAUGAUUGGCGUGAGGGAGCUGCGAGAUGCCUUCCGGGAGUUUGACACCAAUGGGGACGGCUGCAUCAGUGUCGGGGAGCUCCGGGCGGCCCUCAAAGCUCUGCUAGGAGAACGCCUCAGCCAGCGGGAGGUGGACGAGAUCCUGCAGGACAUCGACCUCAAUGGAGAUGGCCUGGUGGACUUCGAAGAAUUUGUGCGGAUGAUGUCUCGCUGA
Molecule: messenger RNA, 736 nt
Organism: Nannospalax galili (Upper Galilee mountains blind mole rat)
Lineage: Eukaryota; Metazoa; Chordata; Mammalia; Rodentia; Spalacidae
Gene: Cabp2
Product: calcium binding protein 2
Exons: 7
Coding region: 65-736 (223 amino acids)
Molecular function (GO): calcium ion binding
Source: RefSeq, a predicted model, not a curated record